Messenger RNA from Setaria italica (foxtail millet), 782 nucleotides. RefSeq names its product mavicyanin-like. Gene Ontology annotation, cellular component: plasma membrane. The record is from RefSeq and is a predicted model, not a curated record. Bases 36 to 560 code for a protein of 174 amino acids. The transcript is spliced from 2 exons. Gene Ontology annotation, molecular function: electron transfer activity. NCBI's taxonomy places the organism in Eukaryota, Viridiplantae, Streptophyta, Magnoliopsida, Poales, Poaceae.
UCUAUCGGUGCUGAUCGAAGAACACGGCUGCAGCGAUGGCGAAUCUCGUUUCACUUGCGCUUCUUCUCGCCCUCCUCGGCGCGUUGUGCCGCCGCGGAGACGCUACCGCCUUCGAGGUCGGCGGCGACGACGGGUGGGUCGUGCCGCCGGCUAGCGACGGCGGUAGGUACAACCAGUGGGCGUCCAAGAACCGCUUCCUCGUCGGCGACAGCGUCCAUUUCAAGUACAAGAAGGACUCGGUGAUGGUGGUGACGGAGGACGACUACAACAACUGCCGCGCGGCGCACCCCAUCUUCUUCUCCAACAACGGCGACACGGAGGUGGAGCUGGACCGCCCGGGCCUCUUCUACUUCAUCAGCGGCGUGACGGGCCACUGCGAGCGCGGGCAGAGGAUGAUCGUCAAGGUCAUCGGCCAGGGCGCGCCCCCGCCGUCGCCCCUGGCGCCGCCGGCACCUCCUACCCCGCCACACCCGAGCGGCGCCGCGCCAGGCACCAGCGCGCUCGCCGGCGCCAUUGCCGCCGUGGCGAUGGCGCUGCCGGUCGUCAUGAUCGGCGUCUAAGUUUGCGAAUGCUGGCUGUGGCUGGACGGGCGUUCGUGCAUAUCUUUUUAGUUCGUCGAUAUAAUUAUCUAGUAGUACCGGUUCCCAGGUCGCGUUCCGUUCAUCUUUUUCUGAGGUGAAAUUAGUAGGCUUGUGAAUUGUGAUCGUGUGGAGCGAUUUAUAUUUGUGGCUUUUGUUGGGAUCAAAUCGUUUGAACUGUAUUUCGCGUACCCACAAGAAGAA